Messenger RNA from Diversispora eburnea, 3191 nucleotides. The record is from the annotation of a GenBank genome assembly. Lineage: Eukaryota; Fungi; Glomeromycota; Glomeromycetes; Diversisporales; Diversisporaceae.
GGUACAAAUUUAUUUCACCUCGAAUAAUUGCACCUGAAAUGGCCAAUCGUAUUGGAAUUUCUUCAAAUCAGAUGCAAGAUUAUUUAGAAAAAAUGUUUAUUUAUUCUGUUAAUGGAUUAACUCGAAAAUUGGAAGCGAAUUUAAUGGAAAAAUUUCGUCAUCAAAUUCCUAUUUCCAAAUUACCUACAAUUAAUAAUAUCGGUAGAAUCGAGAAAGAAUAUAUUAAACGUAAAUCUGGAACAACUGUUGAAGAUUUAUUAUCACAAUUUGGACAUACAUUUUUCGGUUCAACCCUUUUAAAUGUUUAUUAUGGAAGAGAAAGAGAUGAUGAAGCAGGAAGUAACACCAAUCUUAAUCACACUAAUAAUGGAUUUCGAUAUGAUUUGGCACAGUCAAUACAUCAUUUAAUUCAUUCAAAAUUUCGAACUUCUCAAAAUUCGUUUAGUAUAGAUAAUAAUAAUUAUUAUUAUUCAUCAUCAUCAACCACCGAAAGAAAAUCCGAAAGAAUAUCAACUUUAUCUUCAAAUUUUUCUAUAAAUGCAUCAACUAUCGUAACUUCACCUCAAUUACUUGCAUCAUUAUCAAAUAAUAUUGAUGAUGAUGAAAUCACUGUGAUUAUAAAUGAUGAUAUGACAUUAAACGUCACAAAUUCCAAUGAAAUUAUAGAGAUGAAUACUAUCAAUAAUAACAGAAAUGAUACCAAAAAUUCUGAACAAUUUCAAGAAAAACGGUGUUUUGGUGGUUUUAACGAUGGAAAUGAUAUUUCUAAUAAAAUGUUACCACUUGAUGAGAAUAUUUCUCCGAUUGAAAUUUUAACUUUGCAAAAGUUAAAUAAAGAUUUAUUAGAUUCAAAAGGAAUACAAGAUUCUCUAAAAGAAAUACAACGUGAUGUAGAAAAAUUUUCGAAUUUGCAACAAUCAGCAAAAUAUUAUGAAUUAGCUGAUGAAAUAGAUGAAUUGGGUGUCGGUUUAUGGAAUUCAUCAAUUGCAUUAAGAUCAAGUUGUUUAUCUAAUGGAAUGACAACUUAUAAUGAAUUAAUAGCAUCACUUCGACAAACAGGAUUUUAUAUGAUCCAAGCUGGAGCUGGAGCGAAUUCCGUUACUGAAUCAAAAACUGCAGUAAAAUUACUUAUAUUAGUUAAUAAAGUUGGUAAGGCAUGGUUAGAUUGUGGAAGAAGUGAUAAAGCUGAUGAAAUUUUGCGAUCAAUUACUUCGAAUUCUACUCACGAUGAAUCUAAUAUUGAACUCGCAGAAAAUGUCAUAAAUCUAUGUUUAGAGGAAAAUCCAGUUGAUGUAUUAGCAUGUUCAAUAAAACUCAAGAUAAUGAAACAAAGAAAUAUAAAUAAAAUACAAUUUGAAGAAGUGUAUAUAAAAUUAAUGCGAACAGCUCAAAUUACAAAAGAGAAUUUGAAAGUGUUGUUAAAUGUCGCUCACGUAGCGGGUGAUAUAGAUGUGAUGAUGGCACUUAGAGGGAUGGAUAUUUUAAUAGAAGAAAAACUUUCGGACAUAAGAAAUAUCGAUUAUAUAGAAAAGGCGAUUGUCACGAAAUUUCAUAUCUUGGUUAAUAUUGAAUCAUCAGGAAAUUUUGAAUUAAAUGAUGCUAUAAGAAGUAUUGAAGUAACGUUGGGAUUUGAACAACGAUACGGAAUCUUAAUUGGACAUAAGACAAAGAUGGCUUGCCAGCUGAAUUUAAAAUAUGGUCUCGCAAGAAAAUGGUUUUUGUUAGCGUAUAAAUGGAUGGCUUCAGGUCAAGUCGAUGGCCAUAAUGCUGCAAUUUUACAAAGAAAAAUUGCACUAUGUUAUCUUGAAGAACAUUUACUUGCAGAUGCAAUUGAAGCUAUUCAUCAAGCUCAAACACAUGAAUCAAAUUCUGCUGCAAAUUUUUAUGUAUUAUUUCACAUCGCAAUUGAAAGACGACAGAUUGAACAAGCAAUUCAACAUUUACACGAAACGUGUAAUGGAGAAGGAUUUCAUGGAAGUAUGCUUGCAAUGGUCGCUAAUGAAGCUUAUCGAAAAGGUCAAAAGAUAAUUCUCAUUGAAGCAUUAAAGGAAAUUUUAACUAAACAUAGAAAUGGUGACGAUAUGGCUCACGUUGAUAUAUUUAUUUUACUUAGAUGUUUAAUACGAAUGACUAAUAGUUCGCUUUCUAAAAAUGAAUCAACAGAAAGAACCUCGCUUAUGGAUUGUAUAUGUGGAUAUUUUGAACUUGCAUCGAAUUUAAUCGAAUCAUAUGGUGAAAAUACCAUUGUUCAUUAUGAAAACGAAGGUCACGUAAAGAAAAAUAAUAAAAUAUCUUUGAAAGAUCUUGAAUGGUUUUUCAAGAUGGCAUGGAAUAUAGCUCUAGAAUUUUGUCAACAUGAAGAAGGAGGUAGUGACUUAUUAGCUAUUCGAUUAUUUGAUGUUGCUUACAAGUUUCUUGGUAAUUAUCCUGAAGAAACAAUAGAAAAUAUUAAUAGAAAAAAGUUAUGCCUUUUUGCUUCUUUAUGUGGAAAAUUAUUCCUUUCUCGGGAACAAGAAUCAAUACUUCAAAAGAGAGACAUAUUACAACAAGUUUUAGAUAAUGUUAAUAAUUAUAAGAAAUUGAAAAAAGUCUUGGGCAAACGAAAACGAGAUGAUGAUAAUAUUCUUGAAAAUCAAAGUUCGACGACACAAAGUGAUAUGAUAUUAAUGAUUUUAUUCGAAUUUGAAGCAAAAGUUAAAUUGGGUCUUUGGGACGAAUUAUUAAAAGCAGCUGAAGCAUAUGAUUUUGAAGUACCGUCAAAAAUAUUUGAACGUAUGGCAGAAUUAUUAAUUAAUGAAAACGAAUGUCCAAGUACAGUUAUAUUUUCAACGAUACAGAUUCUAUUAAAUUCAAUAAUGAAACGUAAACAAGUAGAUUUUGAACAAUUCUCGAGAUGGUUUCGAUUGUUAAUAAUAACUGUCAUGAUUAAAAAUAAAUCUAUGGCAUCACAAUAUUUCGAUCAGGCAUUAGAUAUUUUAAGUCAAGAAUGUUCAAAGGGAAAAUAUCCUGAAGAAGAAAUUCAAUGGUUAAUGGUAAAUGCAUGGAAUAGUGGAAUUGAUUAUUAUUCAGCUAAUGAUUUUAUUAAUUCAAAGAAAUGGUGUGAAACAGCAAUUUUAUUUUGCAAGUUUCUUGAUAAUGGAUUACUUUAUGAAGAAGAGAACUGUGAUACAAGUUUGAUAGAUGAGAUUUAA